GGGCUGCUGCUGCUGCUGCGGGGCGCGGCGCCGGGCGGUGGCGGCGGCGGCGGCGGCCUGGAAGCCUGCAGGGCCCCGGGGAGCUGUUGGGCGCGGCCCAGGGGCCCCAGCCGCGGCGGUUUGAAAACUGUAAAAGGAAGCAGCUGUCAUCUGUGCACUGACGUGUCUCAAAGCAUCACUUACCAAGAACUUAAAGAUUUGCUCCAUUCCAAAACUACUGUGCUAAUCGAUGUUAGAGAAGUUUGGGAACUUAAAGAUCAUGGAAGAAUUCCAGGAUCCAUUAAUAUACCGUUGGCCGAAGUUGCUGAAGCUCUACAAAUGAACCCAAGCGACUUUAAGGACAAAUACCGUCAAGCAAUGCCGUCAAAAUCAGAUAGGGUAGUGUUUUCCUGCCUAGCAGGAGUGAGAAGCAAGCAGGCCUUGGCUACUGCACUCUCUUUGGGUUUUAAAAGUGCUCAGCAUUACCCUGGAGGUUGGAAGGAAUGGACAAGCUACGAAUUUCCACCCAAGAACGAAUGAACUCCAAGAUUCCCACCUGUGCCUUAUUUAGGUUUCUCUUACAAACCGCGGAUGUUAAUAAAGCAUUUUAAACGAUCAAGCCAA
Molecule: messenger RNA, 603 nt
Organism: Ornithorhynchus anatinus (platypus)
Lineage: Eukaryota; Metazoa; Chordata; Mammalia; Monotremata; Ornithorhynchidae
Gene: TSTD3
Product: thiosulfate sulfurtransferase like domain containing 3
Exons: 4
Cellular component (GO): mitochondrion
Molecular function (GO): thiosulfate-cyanide sulfurtransferase activity
Source: RefSeq, a predicted model, not a curated record